AGCAAGACGAAGAAAAUCACGGAAAGCGAUCAACGCCCUCACAGCAUAAAUUAUCCAAUUAAUUAGACGAAGAGAAAAGUCUUGAAGGACGCCCUUGAUAUCCUAACAAGUCCUUGGGACAGGGGAAAAAGGUAGAGAAUCGAAAGAAGUUGCUGAAAGUUUCGCAAGAUACGGAACAAGGAAGACAAAGUGCCAGAUAAAAAUGAAAAUGACAAAGGUGCCAAAAGUGGCAGCCAGCAGCUGAUUUGAAGGUUAUGUGCGGGUUUAGAAGCUGCGCGCGCAUUUAAGGUUACAUGUGUUUUCUAACCUCAAUUAGAAAAUUUCUAACCUGAGACAGUUCCGAAUAUUUUUGAAAAAUUCUAUCCGUGUUUUUGGAAUUUAAUUACUAAAAACUAAAUAUGCCACCUAAAAAAGCGACUGGUGGGGCUAAGGCUGGUGGUGCUAAGGCUGGAAAAUCGAAGUCUGCCGAUGAUUGUGACAAGGGUAAAGGAGAGAAAAAAGGAGGAACUGCGGUCAAAGUGCGUCACAUCCUUUGUGAAAAGCAAUCGAAAAUUUUGGAAGCUUUGGAGAAACUUAAAGCUGGACAAAAAUUUAACGAAGUUGCAGCUGCAUACAGUGAAGAUAAGGCACGAUCGGGGGGCGAUCUUGGUUGGAUGACACGAGGGUCUAUGCUUGGUCCUUUUCAAGAUGCAGCAUUCGCACUGCCCAUUUCGAGUCUUGGUUCUCCAGUUUAUACAGAUCCACCAGUGAAAACAAAAUGUGGCUACCACAUUAUCUUGGUGGAAGGAAAAAAAUGAAAACAUUGGCACGUGACUGGCAGCAAAUAUAAUAGGCACCGUUAGAGAUAACUUAUCAGAUAUUCAGAUGUUUUAAAAGGAGGUCACCACGAUCAAGUUUUACUGCUU
Messenger RNA from Belonocnema kinseyi, 905 nucleotides. Its product is annotated as peptidyl-prolyl cis-trans isomerase NIMA-interacting 4. Gene Ontology annotation, molecular function: peptidyl-prolyl cis-trans isomerase activity; DNA binding. Lineage: Eukaryota; Metazoa; Arthropoda; Insecta; Hymenoptera; Cynipidae. The transcript has 5 exons. Gene Ontology annotation, biological process: rRNA processing. The coding region runs from base 399 to 797 and encodes 132 amino acids. The record is from RefSeq and is a predicted model, not a curated record.